GAAGGAGGCUCUUCCCUCCGCUAAGAGAGAAAAAAAAUCAGCUUAGGAAAGCAAAGUUUGAACAGCGAAUUCCUGUUAUUUCAAAACGCCCCAUGUGACAGGAUAUUUCCUUAUCAUUUGGAGCCCAGCGCUUUCCCCCGUCCACCAUCCCUUCACAAGUGCGGCGGACCUGCCCGGUGGGAAGCCCUCUCUCUCCUCCCAACCUCGGGGCGCCGCGGCCGGAGCCGCCGCGAUGGCUCCCUCGCUGCUCCUGCUUCUCCUCGGACUUCUCCCUCGUGUUUUUCCGCUUCUGGAUACCAGCACCUUCUUAAUAUAUAAUGAAGAACACAAGCGCUGUAUACUGGCUCAAAGUUCUAAUUCAGUGACUGUUGCUCCUUGUGUUCAAGAAAAUGAGUCACAAAAAUUCAGGUGGGUCUCAGAUCACCAGCUUAUGAGCAUAGCAUUCAAAUUGUGCUUGGGAGUGCCUUCGAAGAAAGACUGGGUUCCGAUCACUCUGUAUCCUUGUGACAAGGCUAGUGAACUUCAACGAUGGGAAUGCAGAAAUGAGACUCUCUUUGCAAUCCAAGGGGAAGAUUUGUUUUUCAACUAUGGAAACAGACAGGAAAGGAAUGUUAUGCUGUACAAGGGAUCUGGUUUAUGGAGUAGGUGGAAAGUCUACGGAACCACAGACGAUCUGUGUUCUCGAGGCUAUGAAGAUACCUACACAGUGAAAGGAAAUGACAAUGGAGCACCGUGUGUAUUCCCUUUUAAGUAUGGUGGUAAAUGGUAUGCUGACUGCACAGAUACUGGCAGAUCAGAUGGCUGGUUCUGGUGUGGAACCACUUCAGACUAUGAUGUUGACAAGAAGUAUGGAUUUUGCCCAAUGAAAUUUAAUAGCAUUAGUUUGUGGAACACAGAUUCUUUAACAAACGUCCAGUACCAGAUAAACUCUGAGGCAGCUCUGACAUGGCACCAAGCAAGAAAAAGCUGUCAACAACAGAAGGCAGAGUUGUUAAGCAUCACAGAAUUACACGAACAAACAUACUUGACAGGUUUGACUCGCACACUGAGUUCAGCUCUCUGGUUUGGUCUUAACAGUUUGAAUUUCAACAGUGGAUGGCAAUGGGUUGGUGGUGCUCCUUUUCGAUACUUAAAUUGGGUUCCAGGCCAUCCUUCUCCAGAACCUGGAAGAAUCUGUGGUGCAUUAAAUCCGGGGAAAGGUGCUAAGUGGGAGAACUGGGAAUGUGAUCGGAAACUUGGCUAUAUUUGUAAACGAGGAAAUGCUACUUUAGAGUCUUUCAUUAUUCCUACAGAAACUAAUGUGCCUAUUAGGUGUCCCGAUCAAUGGAUGUCAUAUGCUGGUCACUGUUACAUAAUUCACAGAGAGCCCAAAAUAUGGAAAGAUGCCUUAACAUCUUGCAGAAAAGAGGAUGGAGAUCUGGCGAGCAUCCAUAAUGUUGAGGAAUACAGCUUUGUUAUUUCUCAGCUUGGGUACCAACCAGCUGAUGAGCUGUGGAUUGGGUUGAAUGACCUCAAGGUUCAGAUGUACUUUGAAUGGAGUGAUGGGACACCUGUCACCUACACCAAGUGGCUUCGUGGAGAACCCACUCAUGCAAACAAGAGGCAAGAGGAUUGUGUUGUUAUGAAGGGAAAGGAUGGAUUUUGGGCAGACCAUUCUUGUGAAAAAAAAAUUGGUUACAUCUGUAAGAGGAAACCCAUGUCAGAUGGUCCUUCAGAAGAGGAAUCCAUUGACAUGGGCUGCCAGAGAGGGUGGAAAAGACAUGGUUUUUAUUGUUACUUCAUUGGAAAUACAUUUGUAUCAUUUUCUCAAGCAAAUCAGACCUGUAGAAGGCAUCAGGCUUUUUUAGCAACUAUUGAAGACAGAUAUGAGCAAGCUUAUCUGACUAGCCUGGUUGGGCUGAGAACAGAAAGAUACUUUUGGAUUGGACUUUCAGAUGUAGAAGAAAAGGGAACGUUCAAGUGGACUAAUGGUGAAUCUGUCUUAUUUACACACUGGAAUUCUGAAAUGCCUGGAAGAAAACCAGGCUGCGUUGCCAUGAGGACUGGAAUUGCAGGGGGAUUAUGGGAUGUAAUAAAAUGUGAAGAAAAGGCAAAGUUCCUAUGUAAAGUGUGGGCAGAAGGAGUGACACUACCCCCGGUUCCUCCAACAACUCCUAUUCCCCGGUGUCCAGAAGGCUGGGACACAAACAAUCGUAUUAACUUUUGUUUCAAACCUUUUUCAAGAGCAGACCAAAGAAAAACAUGGUUUGAAUCACAAGAGUUUUGUCGAGCUAUAGGAGGAGAUCUGGCCUCCAUUAACGGUAAAGAAGAGCAAUAUGUGAUAUGGCGUUCCAUUGCGAAAAGUUCUUAUUACCACGAGACUUUCUGGAUAGGUUUAUAUUACUUGAAUCCUGAUGAUGGCUUUUCUUGGAGUGAUGGGUCUCCAGUGAGGUAUGAAAACUGGGGCUUUGGAGAACCCAAUAAUUAUCAAGGAAUUGAACUUUGUACAGAGGUCAAUGGUGAUUCCAGAAUGCGUUGGAAUGACAGGCACUGCGAUUAUCUGUACGGGUGGAUUUGCCAGAUAAGAAAAGGGGCAAGUGUAAAGCCUGAACCAACAGAAUCUCCUGCACCUGAAUACCAGACUACUGAGGAUGGAUGGAUUGUACAUGAAGACAGGCAAUACUACUUCAGCAAUGAGACUGCUCCUAUGGAAAAAGGUCGGGAGUUCUGCAAAAAGAGCUUUGGAGACCUUGUUGUCAUCGAGACUGAAAGUGAAAGAAAGUUCCUCUGGCGAUAUAUAUUGAAAAAUGGCAGAAAAGAUGCAUAUUUCAUUGGUUUACAACUGAGUAUUGACCAACGUACAAGGUGGAUGGACGGCACUCCAGUGAAUUAUUUGGCAUGGGCACCACAUGAACCUAACUUUGCAAAUAAUGAUGAAAACUGUGUAGUUAUGUACAGGGAUUUAGGAUAUUGGAAUGAUAUAAACUGUGGUUAUCCAAAUCCCUACAUAUGUGAAAGGCACAACAGUUCCAUUAAUUCAACUGUUCCUCCAACAACAUUUUCAACUCCAAGAGGAUGUCAACCAACUUGGCUUUCCUUUCAUAAUAAGUGUUACAAAAUAUUUGGAUCUGCAGAAGAGGAACGUGUCACUUGGCAUGCUGCACGAACAGCUUGCAUGAAUUUAGGAGGAAACCUGGCCAGUAUCCCUAAUGAACAAGUGCAAGCUUUCCUCACCUUUCAUCUGAAAGAUUUUGGUAUGAAUACAUGGAUUGGAUUAAAUGAUAUAAAUCAUGAAAUGAGGUUCCUCUGGACAGAUGGAACAGGAGUUUACUUUACAAACUGGGCCAAAGGCUUCCCAGCGGGACGUGGGGAUUUAUACUCCUAUGACAGCCAGGCUGAUUGUGUUGUCAUGAGAAACAAACCUAUUAAGGAAGCAGGAAAGUGGGUUGAUCUGAGUUGUGGUAACAGCAGAGGAUAUAUAUGCCAAACUGAUGCAGUUGCUGAGUUUCUGCCUUCUACAAGCUCAUCACCCUCCAACAUUGUCCCUUAUGGUAACAGCAGUUAUAUGUUCAUCCACACAAAAAUGACAUGGGAAGAUGCUCGAAAAAACUGCAAACGUAAUCAGUUUGACCUUUCCAGCAUCUUAGACCCUUACAGUCAUUCAUUCCUGUGGCUGAAGAUAUUAAAAUAUCGGAUGCCUGUGUGGAUUGGUCUUAACAGUAAUGUGACUGAUGGGAGUUAUAAGUGGAUUGAUAACUGGAGGAUGAAGUAUACCAAAUGGGCUGAAGGGGAGCCAAAGCAGAAAAUAGGCUGUGUCUAUCUGGACAUUUCUGGAGCCUGGAAGACAGGAUUCUGCAAUGAAAGUUACUUCUCUGUUUGCAAAAAAUCUGAUGUCCAAGCUCCCACCGAACCACCUCAGCUUCCAGGAAAAUGCCCUGAAUCAGAAGGGCACAGGGCUUGGAUCCCUUUCCGAGGUCAUUGCUACUACAUUGAAUCUUCAUCUACAAGAAAUUGGGCCCAGGCAUCUUUAGAAUGUCUUCGACUAGGUGCCUCUUUGGUCUCAGUUGAAGAUUCAGCUGAAGCCAACUUUCUGACCUACAGCAUUGAACCCCUUGAAAGGAAAUCAUCAACAUUUUGGACAGGAAUGUACAGAAAUGUGGAUGGAGAAUGGCUGUGGCUAGAUAGCACUGCAGUGAAUUUUGUCAACUGGAAUGUAGGAGAACCUUCUCCUCAAGAAAAUGAACACUGUGUUGAAAUGUACGCAGAAUCCGGGUACUGGAAUAAUAUCUAUUGCUCUUCCUACAAAGGCUAUAUUUGUAAAAAGCCAAAAAUGCCAGAAACUGAAAUGCUGCCAGCAACUGAAAUAUCACCAGCAGAAAUGCCUACAAUGGCAAUGGCAACGGAUAAGAAGGCUCUUACCCUGAACCACGGGAAAACAGGAGUUGUAGUUAUUGCUGUUCUCCUCCUCCUAGCUGGAAGUGGCCUUGCAGGCUAUCUCUUCUACAAAAGAAGAAAGAAUUGCUUGCCAACAAAUGACAGCUUUGAGAACAAUUUGUAUUUUAAUAGUGAUGGGUUUCCUGGAACUGGUGACACAAAGGAUCUUGUGACCAACAUAGAACGAAAUGAACAUGCAACACUGUAAUGUAAUGUAAUGUAAUGUGUAAUAUAAAAUGUAAUAAAAUAAAAUGUGCCUUGUUUUACUAAAAUUAUGCAAUUAGAAUUAAGCCAAAGGUAUUUCUCAUGUGCAAUUGCUGUAGUAGCCUGUUUCAGUGUGUGUGUGAUGUCAUAUAUGGAAUUACUUUCUUUUGUAAGACAUUGUAUAAAGUGUAAGAUUUCAUAUCUCAGGAUUUGAUGAUCACGCUGGUGAGUGUGGGUCUUAAGAAAAGAGAUAAUAUUGACUAAUUAUUAAAUGGAACAAUAGAAAUGGAUACAAUAAAGGAAGUAAAACUUCCACUUGAGGAAUGAUGACAAGAUUUGAAAUUUCUGUAUCAGAUUUAUUUCAAACCACGCUAAUGAACAGAUGCUCAAUACUGUUCAGCAAACAUCUCUCUCUCUCUCUGAUUCUACCAUCUUUCAGGUGUUCCUAGGGAUUUAACUACAAGUAUAGUUAUUAGAUGACAAGUCUUAUUUGGGCACAUCCUCUUUGAACUAUGUGCGGAAAAAACCCUUUAUGAUAUUUCAGUUCCCACAAUUUCACACAACAGAGAGAACCAAGUAUGUAGUUCUUGUAGUUUAUGGAUUCUAGGAUUUAAUCAGGUAAAAUCUGGGGGCAGGCCUCUGGAAUUGAAAAGUGUGGUUGAUAUGAACUGCCUGAGUUUUGGCUGGCCACAAGUGGGAUUUGUUGGUGAGAGGUGAUAUAGGUCAUGGCAAAACUUCCUUCUGAUGAGCACAGCAGUUACUGAGGAGGGGGAAGAAUGUUGCCUGUAUGUAUUCUGAAGGUUUCUGGGAGCACUGGGUAGCUUUUGUAGUGAUGGCAUUUGGAACUGCUCUCCUAUGGCUUCUAAAGCAGUGUAGGUUUUGAGGUGUGUGCUGCAAGAGUAAGCAAGUCAAGAACAACUUAGCUUUACUUAUGUAAUAGUUACUACUGAUUUUAUUUACUCUAAAAUGGCUAGAUCAGGUUCUAUUUAUGGAAGUCUUAAAAUUCCCCAGUGUGGAGUUUAUAUUCUUAAUUUUUGUAAAUCCUGUAAAAUGUUAAUCAUGCAUGAUUCCUCACUUGCAUACAAAGGUUUGCAAGGUUCGAUUUUGUGGUUUCAAGUUUUGUUCUGUGAAAUAAACAGUAACUAGCUUUCAUUUUUAAA
Messenger RNA from Myiozetetes cayanensis, 5777 nucleotides. RefSeq names its product mannose receptor C-type 1 (gene MRC1). The transcript has 30 exons. Gene Ontology annotation, cellular component: plasma membrane. Lineage: Eukaryota; Metazoa; Chordata; Aves; Passeriformes; Tyrannidae. The coding region runs from base 233 to 4621 and encodes 1462 amino acids. Gene Ontology annotation, molecular function: signaling receptor activity. Gene Ontology annotation, biological process: receptor-mediated endocytosis. The record is from RefSeq and is a predicted model, not a curated record.